Molecule: messenger RNA, 339 nt
Organism: Penicillium coprophilum
Lineage: Eukaryota; Fungi; Ascomycota; Eurotiomycetes; Eurotiales; Aspergillaceae
Exons: 1
Coding region: 1-339 (112 amino acids)
Source: RefSeq, a predicted model, not a curated record
AUGAAGUUCACUGCUAUCAUCGCCUCUCUCUGCCUGGUUGCGGCUCCAUAUGUGGCUGCAGAGGAUACUGUUACCUCAACUGCAACCACGACCAUCACCAAGACUCUGGUUCGCGUCAAUUCAGUGACCCCCACUCCUAGUUCCACCGCAAGCUCCAAGGCAAGCAGCAUGAGCACAGUCUCUGCUUCGACUUCAACUCCUCUGUCCAACGCCUCCUCCUCUACGUCUGCUGCCGCUGCUGCCACCUCGAUCGGUGCUGCAGCCAACAUUGGCGCUGGCAUGCCGGCUGCUUUGGUUGCCGCUGGCUAUAUCGUUGUGAUGAUGGGCCAAGCCCUGUAA